UCUUCCGUGUCACUUCCUUGUCACUUCCUUGUUCUUGUGUGGAAAGCGAGAAGCUUCACGGAAGGGACAAGUCCGGAAUAGCGAGGCUGCUCAGCGAACGAGCCGAGCUAACGUUACAUGUCGGAAGAACACUUGUGACUCCUGGUUGACGGACGGUGUGGAGCCAUGGCUGACAGCCGGGAAGAGAGAAACGGAGGAGAGCAGGAGCCCCAGGGCGCCGUGGGUGGAGAAGAUGUCAUCGAUGAUCCCAUCCUGGAGCAAGGAGCAGUGGUCCUCAGAGGGUAUGUGAUUGAGCGUAUAAACACAGAGGACCCUGCUCGACACGUCAGCUCUGAGGACCUCGGAGGAAGGCCGGACGAGCACCAGGAUCCGCAGGUCAAAGAGGUGGUGGAACAACUGCUCAAGAUUGCAGAUGAUUUGAACAGAAACGCUGAGUUCCAACGACUGAUCAGCCAGGUUCAGGGUAACUGCGCUCAGGACAUCUUCAUGCAGGUGGCCAGGAGCAUCUUUGCUGACGGCAUCAACUGGGGUCGAGUGGUGGCGCUCUUCCACCUGGCCUACAGACUCAUACACAAGGCACUGACCACCAACCAUCUAGAGAACAUCAGGAGGGUCAUCGGCUGGGUCCUUCAGGUCAUCAGAGAGCAGCUCUACUCUUGGCUCAUACAGCAGGGAGGCUGGGAGGGGGUGAUCGGUGGCUUUUCUCGGUGGAGGACUCUCGCCACAGUAGCAUCAGUAGCAUUGGUGGUAGCCAUUGUUUACUACAGGAAGACACGCUGAGACCAUCACACCUCACGGCUUUCCAAUCAGGGUUGCAGCCCCACCUCUGCGGUAAACGCAGCUUGUUAAUAAAGACGGUUUCUGGACAUUAAUUACAAUUAUUCCUCAACCUCCAUCUCGGUAACCAGAGGGGGUCUAGUACUGUAAUUACAGGCGGGAAAACCUCCUCUCCUCUCAGGAUUUCAAGAACACAAAAGUGCAUUAACAUCCGGCUCUGCUCCGGUCGUCUCCGUCACCUUCACCAGCAAUGAUUCAGUGCCUUCCAUGAAAUUACAAGAGCAGCUGUAGUACACCUGUAGCCGCCAUGUUGGAGGUUCUCAGCUCUUUUCAACACAAGAACAGUGGUCCUCUGACAGAACAAAGGACCUAAUCCUACUUAGACCAGAUCUCAGGUCCAUUCUUAAUGGUCUUCAUCAGUUCUUGGGUCUGAGGAGAAUUGAGCGGGAAGUCCCCGGAGGGGACGUGAAAACACCUGAUUACACCAACAACAUCUGCUGCAUCUGAAUUCAGCCAAUCAAACUUCCACAAAUGAGUGACUUGAAUGUACUGUAGUUUCACCUUGUCAUCUUGUGCCUCACAUUUUGUCAAUGUUGUUUUUUUGGCUGAGAGGCAGCCAUGUUUGCUCCUGAGUGAACCAGGCCUGUGUCUCUUUUGUACAUGGUUUAACUGCCUGCUGAGAGCUGGGUAAAGUAACACUGGCCAGCAGUCUGCAUCACCUGGAAGCAAACUCCUGUGAACCACUCCUCCAGUUGUUUUGUUUUGUUUGUUCUUUCAGUGGACCAGGCCCUCUCAGCUUCAGGUAGAUAGUCGAGACAGUCGCAGGUCCUUCAGGUGUCCAUUUUUCAAACUUCCACAGAAUUUAAAAGAGUUGCAAAGUGGGAGGAUGCUCUGGUUUCUGAAGUAGAUGAAUGGAAACAGGUACGUCCUGGCUAAUGCAACAAUACAAUAAGUUUAUAUUAUAGUCAACAGUUUGAAUUAUUUGUGCUUCAUUUGUAAAAAAAAAAAACAUGAAUUUCCAUCACCUGGUGGACGAUCCUCGGUCACCACGGCUACGCAAAACGAGGCAAAGAGAUGUAGCACAUUCAGUCAACUGUUUUCCCAGCAGACAUUUUAAGCUUGAAUAGCACCACAUAAACGAUGGCUGUGUUUAGUCCUGUCAGCUCCAGGGCUCUCGUGCUUUACCCCUCAGUGGAACAUUGUUAAUGUGGUUAGUUCCACCUGUGCUUCUUCUUGUGACAAGUCAGAUGUCUCCCGUGGAAAAUGACGAUUUCCAACAAAAUGCAACGUCGGAGUUUCUAAAUUUAUCUAGUGAAGUAACUUGAACUGGUUCUUGGAUCGUUAGAUUUCUACAAAGUGUCAUCUGAGGCUUCUGCUCGCAGCAGGAUUUCAGCUUUCAAAGCACACACUCCUGUACCUGUGAAUUUUUACUUUUUUAAAAAGACAUUUUCUAUACACUCAACAUAGUAGCCUCUUUUGUACUGACUUAACCAAAGACUUUCAUCUAAACAAUCUAACCUUUGUCUGUGCAGGAGGUGAAUGUGACUUAGUUCUUACUGACCGGAUACUGGAUGCAUCCUUCCACCUGGCAACUCUGCAGAUGUGCUGAAGCACUUCUGUUCUAGACGGUGACACUUUAGUCCUGGUGUUGAUUCUGUUUACAGAGAGUCACUCUAUCAGCUAACUAGCAUAGUAUAUGGGUGAGUCUCUCUAGAACUGUAGAGUCAUGUUAGCGUUCGAAGACAUGUUGAAGUGCUGACCUCUCUGUCUGUGAUCAUGUUCCUUCUGCGUGUGAAUGUCGUCGAAUGCAUGUGACAGAUGUUAAGCUUGUCAGACGACUGCAUAACAACCAUCAUCAUCAGUGAUCUGACUAAGUUAGACACUGACCCACCAUCAGAUGACUGUCACACAGUCAUCUCACCACAGCAACAGGUCACAUGAUUACAAUAAUAAAUAAUCAGAGGUAAAGGCUACAGAGCAAACUGCGAAAUUUAACCUGCCUGACACCUGCAGUCACAGUAACACUCCUCACUCACCCCACUAUGAACACUGAUUGAAUAAUGAUCUGUAUAAUAGUGUCUUUUGUCACAUGUGACCAGUGUUUUCAGAUGUGUUCACAUUGUAUCCUGAGCGGAAGUGGUCACCUGUGUCACUUUGGUCUGCAUAUGGAGACGGAGUGUAAAGUAGUACUACUCAUCCAACAUCAGUCUUCUCUUUUUCCAGCAGUUGCUUGUGCAGUAUUUCAACUUCGUUCUCACACCAGUGAGUUUUCAUGAUGAACAGAUACUGGUAGAUUUUUAAACUUAUGCAACUGUUGCCAAAAAAAGCUUAUUUAUGUGCUUUAGUUUUUACAUUUGUAAUAUUGUGUAUGAAACAGGAUCACACCUGAGGAGAGGGAACUUCUAGAGGCCAUUCUUUACAGUUGUGGGGAAACUGGUUUAUAAAUAAAGAGGUAAUUAUUUAAAUGAUUUUUUUUACUUGUAGCAGCGUGUUUGGGUCAGGUGGUCUGAUGGAAACUGGAUGAUUGUGGUGAUUUAAAUGGAAACGGUGAGUGCGGUUGUUAUCGAGCACCACAUAAGCUUGUGUCAAGUAUUUUUGCUACGGAACUGAUCGUGCACUUUGAAGAGAGAAAUCACACUAUUUAUCUGCUCUCCUAUGGUUUAAUGUAACAUGGUGACUAUUUUAAUGAUCUCAUUGGAGUUUUCUUAAUUUUGUGAAUAAAUUUCAGAUGUAUUAUA
Seriola aureovittata is the source of this 3515-nucleotide messenger RNA. RefSeq lists its product as uncharacterized. The transcript is spliced from 6 exons. Gene Ontology annotation, molecular function: channel activity; protein homodimerization activity; protein heterodimerization activity. Gene Ontology annotation, cellular component: mitochondrial outer membrane. Gene Ontology annotation, biological process: intrinsic apoptotic signaling pathway in response to DNA damage; extrinsic apoptotic signaling pathway in absence of ligand; mitochondrial fusion. Lineage: Eukaryota; Metazoa; Chordata; Actinopteri; Carangiformes; Carangidae. The record is from RefSeq and is a predicted model, not a curated record. Bases 166 to 780 code for a protein of 204 amino acids.